UUGGUAAUCGGUAAUGAGCCAGCGUUCUGGCGAGGUCUGUUACGAACCGGGUCGCGGAUUGCCGGUGGUCAGUCAAGAGCUGGAGCUCUUUGAAGUGAGUCGCGCGGACCAGGAGACAUCGCCGACUAAUCGGUGUGGAGUGUGUUUGGAGUGACAUCAGUUUAAAUUGAAUAUGUGAUUCCGCAGCAGUCCUUCAGUAGAUUGCAUUCGAUCAUUGCACUCUUUAAUGUACUUUUGCCUGUGGCUGUUUGUCGAGAUUGUCAAUUAGCGUACCUAGUGCAGUAUCGAUAAAGUGCUAACUAGCUCUAUCCGAUGUUGGAAGUAUAGCGCACAAAGCUUUUACUUUCCUGGUGCAAUUGAUGUGUCAUCGUGUACCGUAACAGUGUACCCCAACAGAUAGCCAGAGAUACCGCGUGAAGGUAAUAGUCUGGAGGUAUUCAUAGACUUGAGAAGACAUCAAUCACUCAUCUGACCCAUUAUCAUGAUGUGGAUCAAUGGUGUUGCACUUUUGCGCAACAAAUGCCAGUACCUGGCGGCAAUACUGGCCAACCUUUCCGUCGUCUGUACCGGUUGUGCGAUGGGCUGGACAUCGCCGGUCGAAUCAAAGCUUACCCAUCCGAAGCACUCCCCACUGCCAACAGUGCCGACCGAUGCGGAAUUUUCCUGGAUAGGCUCAAUACUGGCGCUGGGAUCGUUGGCCGGACCACCAGUGGCGGGCUAUAUCGCACAUCGGUUCGGUCGCAAGUUGGCCCUCCUUACCGGCGGUCUACUCUUUGCGAUAGCAUUCAUCCUUUUCGUAACGGCCCGGUCCGUGGCGCAGCUGCUAGUUGGGCGCUUUCUCCAGGGCUGCGGAAUAGGAUUCGCCCUUGCCAUCACACCGCUGUACGUGUGCGAAAUAGCGACGGCACAGCGGCGCGGAUCCCUCGGCUCGCUGGUGCAGGUGUCGAUGACGCUCGGUAUGCUGAUGGUGUACAGCAUCGGUCCGUACGUGAGCUACACCACGAUGCAGUACAUUCUGCUCGCCGUUCCGCUGCUGUUCUGUGCCGCCUUCAGCCAGAUGCCCGAGACGCCCCACUACUAUGUCUCCCACGGCCGGUAUGCGGACGCGUCCCGCUCGCUCGAGUAUCUGCGUGGCGAGUGCAUCGAAGAGCUGCAGGACGAGUUUGGAUCGAUCCAGCGAUCGGUGGAGGAUUCGAUCCGGAACCGCGGUACCAUCGGGGAGCUGUUCCGCGACCAUGCCAACCGGCGGGCCCUGUUCAUCUGCACCGGCAUCAUCGUGCUGCAGCAGCUGUCUGGCAUCAAUCCAGUGCAGUUUUACGCGCAAACCAUCUUCGAGAAGACGGGCACCGCGAUCCGGCCCGAGCUGGCGAGCAUUAUCAUCGGCGGCGUGCAGGUGGUCGCAAGCAUGAUAACGGUCCUAACCUUGGACAAGUUGGGCCGCCGGCCGUACCUGCUAAUCUCGUCCGGCGGCAUGUGCUGCGCGCUGGUCGCCCUCGGGACCUACUUCUAUCUGGAGACGCAGCGCGUGGCCAGCGGCCUGUCGCUGGACCGGCUCGCCUUCCUGCCCGUCCUGUCGCUGGUCGUGUUUACGGCCGCGUUCUGUCUCGGCUUCGGCCCGAUCGCGUGGCUGCUGAUAGGGGAGAUGUUUGCGCCGAACAUCAAAUCGUUCGCCUCCUCGAUCGUGUCGAGCAGCUGCUGGGGCGUUGCCUUUUUCGUCCUGUUCUACUUCAGCUCGCUCGAUGCGGCGAUCGGCACGCACUGGCUGUUCUGGACGUUUGCCAUCUUCACGGCGGGUGCGUUCCUGUUUACCUACCUGUUCGUGAUCGAGACGAAGGGUCUGUCCCUGCCGGAGAUUCAGGCGCAGCUCAACGAAACUGCUCGAAUCAUAAGCGAUGAUAAGCCGUAAAACAAAAAUGGGGGCGGCCGGCUUUGCGUUGAUUACACGGCAACGCUUGGGCGGAAUUAUCGGCAACCGUAAAAGAUUUGUUUGUCCGCAAGCACUUGGUGUGGUGCUUGAAGUGUGUGACUCGAAGGUGCGCUAACUGGGUUGGAGUACGUCUAUCAGCGUCCCGACAGUUGCCGCGCUUUGAACAGUCAUAACGUUUCUUCCGUCGUCAAUCGGAUUUACCAAGGAUCAAUCGUUUAGGGCACUCGAGUACAACGAUUAGAAACUGUACAGCCAAUUAAUCCGUUGCAAUUAGGAUCUUCAGAAGUGGCGGUGGAAUGUAUCGUUUAUAGGUUUGUUGUUUUAGUACGGCAACGCAAGCGUUUCGUCAAAGGCAAUAGUCAAUUAAUUAGUCAUUUAAUUAGGGCCGGUUCCUAAGGUUAACUUCCCGUAGGCAAGAGCGCUUCCUCAACAUUGUAAUCAAUUGUAGUCAAUAAAUAGUGAAAAGAUCACUUAAGAAUAAAUACGUUGGUAGAUAAA
This is a messenger RNA of Anopheles coluzzii, 2425 nucleotides long. RefSeq names its product facilitated trehalose transporter Tret1-like. The coding region runs from base 482 to 1906 and encodes 474 amino acids. The record is from RefSeq and is a predicted model, not a curated record. Gene Ontology annotation, molecular function: sugar transmembrane transporter activity. The transcript has 3 exons. Gene Ontology annotation, biological process: transmembrane transport; carbohydrate transport. NCBI's taxonomy places the organism in Eukaryota, Metazoa, Arthropoda, Insecta, Diptera, Culicidae. Gene Ontology annotation, cellular component: membrane.